Messenger RNA from Zingiber officinale, 958 nucleotides. RefSeq names its product protein MODIFYING WALL LIGNIN-2-like. The record is from RefSeq and is a predicted model, not a curated record. NCBI's taxonomy places the organism in Eukaryota, Viridiplantae, Streptophyta, Magnoliopsida, Zingiberales, Zingiberaceae. The transcript is spliced from 3 exons. Bases 8 to 742 code for a protein of 244 amino acids.
UUUCUAAAUGAAUAAUUUAUGGUCGUUCACAAUGGAGGACAAAGCGGUCAAUCCCUACUCGCCACUCCACUCACUGUGUCGCUCGACAAAGCAAGCAGCGCUAGCUUCAGCAUCGCUACCGCGAGAGGAAGACAUGGAGAAGAAAGUGGUGCUGAUCUGCGCCUUCGUGGGCUUCCUGGGGAUUCUCUCUUCCGCGCUCGGCUUCGCCGCCGAAGCCACCCGGAUCAAGGUUUCUGAUGUGCAGAUGACUUCUCUAGGCCAAUGCUCCUACCCAAAGAGCCCAGCUCUAGCUCUGGGUUUGUUAGCAGCGGUUGCGCUUAUGAUUGCUCAAGCUAUUAUAAACACCGUAGCCGGGUGCAUAUGUUGCAAGAACUAUCCAAAUCCAUCCGAUACCAACUGGACAAUUGGAUUGAUCUCAUUCAUCGCUUCUUGGAUUACUUUCAUAAUUGCCUUCGUCUUGUUGCUGAGCGGUGCAGCCUUAAACAACCAGUGGGGACAAGAAAGAAUGUACUUCGGUGAGUACUGCUAUGUCGUCAAGGCAGGGGUAUUCAUCGGAGGGGCCGUCCUAUCCCUUGCAAGUGUUUCACUCGGCAUCGUCUAUUAUGUUUCUGCUUCAUUGCCAAAGAGCAUACAGCCAUGGAAUCCACAACAAAGUCAAGGCGUCGCAAUGGGUCACCCCCAACCGCAAAUGAACCCAGUAUUCGUGCACGAGGAUACGUAUAACCGGCAGCAAUUCCCCUGAACCCGACAGCUUGUUUCGCUCAACUUGCUGGAGUUUCACGACCCUCAAGCUCCUCCAGUGAUUGUUAAGGCUUGAAGAUAUGGGUGUGUUUAGUCGAGUAGUAAUGAUUUUGUAUGAUAAUCACUUGAUUGUAAAAGGGUUGUCGUGUGGGGAAGAUUGCAGUUUGCGAGUGAUAUAAGACGAACAUUAAUUAUAAUGCUCUUGAAAUUUAGGGAA